Molecule: messenger RNA, 3546 nt
Organism: Hippocampus zosterae (dwarf seahorse)
Lineage: Eukaryota; Metazoa; Chordata; Actinopteri; Syngnathiformes; Syngnathidae
Gene: pknox2
Product: pbx/knotted 1 homeobox 2
Exons: 17
Coding region: 233-3142 (969 amino acids)
Biological process (GO): positive regulation of interleukin-1 production; regulation of DNA-templated transcription; monoatomic cation transport
Molecular function (GO): DNA binding; channel activity
Source: RefSeq, a predicted model, not a curated record
UGUUGAGAAAAUGGGGGAGCGGAGACAGAGCAGGAGGUGGGAGGGGCUUGCUAUGUCUGACGUCAUUUGCUGCGUGGAGGAGUAUAGGCUGUGCUGUCAACCCUGUGUCAGUCUGAUGAAGAUUGGCAUGCAGGCUCUUGGUGAAGAGUUGGACCCUGGGCCACUGUGCAAACACGUGUGAAAACCGCCGUGCUGCUGUGGGCCAGCUAACUUCUCAAUGUGACGCUAUCCUAUGAUACAACAUGUGUCACCGGCACGGCCUGCACUGAUUAUGAUGGCCACCCAGCGCGUUCCUCCACCGUCGUAUCAGGAGAGCCAACAGAUGACGGGCACAACCCAGCAGAACAACAAGACCCCGCAGGUCCAUAUCCCAGCAGCCCCUGCAGGAGGAAAUAACUCUGUCAGUGUGACCCUUGACCCACAAACCCAACUUGAAUCUGACAAAAGGGCCGUUUACAGACAUCCGUUGUUCCCCCUGCUGGCAUUGUUGUUUGAGAAAUGUGAGCAGGCUACACAGGGAUCUGAGUGCAUCACGUCUGCCAGCUUUGAUGUCGACAUUGAAAACUUUGUUCACCAGCAGGAGCGGGAUCAUAAGCCUUUCUUCAGUGAAGAUUCAGAGCUGGACAACUUGAUGGUUAAAGCUAUUCAAGUGUUGCGGAUCCACUUAUUGGAGCUCGAGAAGGUCAAUGAACUCUGUAAGGAUUUCUGCAACCGAUACAUCACCUGCCUCAAAACCAAGAUGCACAGUGACAACCUCCUCCGUAACGACCUGGGGGGACCGUAUUCUCCUACGCACACCAAUCUCAGCAUGCAGCAGGAACUAAAUCAGACCUCCGCUCCGUCCAUGACCUCUAUGUCCAACCCUGUCAACCCUGCAGGGAUUGUGGCACCCAGUGGGGGUUUGCAGCAGGGCAGUGUUUCUAUGACGACCAUCAACUCUCAAGUGGUAUCGGGUGGGACGCUGUAUCAGCCGGUUGCUAUGGUGACAUCACAAGGACAAGUGUUAACGCAGGCACUGGCACCGGGAACUAUUCAGAUCCAGAACUCGCAGUUAAAUGUCGAUCUGUCAGCCCUAUUGGACAGCGAAGACAAAAAAUCAAGGAAUAAAAGGGGGGUCCUUCCCAAACAAGCCACUAACAUCAUGCGCUCAUGGCUCUUUCAGCAUCUUAUGCACCCGUAUCCCACAGAGGACGAGAAAAGGCAAAUUGCAGCACAAACAAGCUUGACACUUUUGCAAGUGAAUAACUGGUUCAUCAAUGCUCGCCGCCGUAUCCUCCAGCCUAUGCUGGAUGCCAGUAACCCUGACCCAGCUCCUAAAGCAAAGAAGAUGAAGUCCCAGCAUCGUCCCACCCAGCGUUUCUGGCCCGAUUCCAUUGUGGCUGGAGUUUUGCAAACGCACAGAUCUCAAACGGGAAAUAAUUCAGACGAUCCACUUAGCCUGGACAGUCUCCAGUCGCUAUCAUCGGACUCUGCCACUCUGGCUAUGCAGCAAGCCAUGCUUGGAGCUGAUGACUCCAUGGAUGGCACAGACGACGAGGAUGAAAAUGAUGAUGAAGAGGAGGAGGAAGAGGAAGGAAUGGAAGAUGAGGAGGAAGAAGAGGACGGAGAGAAUGAAAACAAUACGGGGAGGCCGAUGCCCAGUGCAGGAGCGGGAAGAAGAGAUGUGAGCAUAGAGCACAGAGAGGAACUGGAAUAUUGUCACAAAUUAAGUCUGGAGCCCAAAAACGUAGAUGUAAACAAGGUCUCCGUAUUCAAAAUGUCCAUUGCCAAGGAAGCGGCAAAGGCCAUGCUCUCUGAUGCCCUGUUGCCAGACAGUGCCACGCUAAACCGGAUCAGCCACCUGGAGCUGGAACUUCCCUUGGACAGGGUCAUCAAAUAUGUAUCUGUUGGCCUCCCUUUGUUGCUGGUCUGCAUGGCCUUUGCCCGUGAGGUGUCCCUCGGGCCGCAGAUCAGCUGUUUUCCUCCUAGCAAUUUCACAAUGAAGCAGGCCAGCUAUGUUGAUACAUAUUGCUGGGACUCCCUCAUGCAUCACGAGUUUGACAGCAAUGGCAACUUUGAGGAGCGCUCCCUUUGGGUACACAAAAUGUUCCCGUAUUCUCUCCUGGCUAUGGCGGUGUUAAUGUAUCUGCCGGCUCUUAUCUGGCGCCAGCUUGUUGUGCCUUCCCUGGGCUCAGACUUGCUCUUCGUCAUUGACGAACUGGAUAAAUCGUACAACCGCUCAGUCCGAUUGGCUCAGAGCAUCCUUGAUAUGCGUCAGAACACCAAGAACCCGUUAACGUUUCAGGCAGAGCUGCAGAGAGCGAAGAGGAAGCGGUACUUUGAGUAUCCCCUCCUGGAGAGAUACAUGCAAUGCAAGCAAAACUCCUACUUCCUCGUGAGCAUGCUUUUCCUGCGAGGCUUCCUCCUGCUGACCUUCAUGACAGCUGCCUGUCUUUACCUGGCCUACUUCCACCUGUCCGCUUUUCUGCAGGAUGAGUUCAGCUGUUUUGUGCGUAGCGGCAUGCUACGGGAUCAGAACUGGAUUCCUGAGCUGGUUCAAUGUAAAAUGAUCGGCCAGUUGGUCUUUCAGGUGAUCAGCGUGGCUAAUGGGGCCAUCUAUGUUCUGUUGGCACCAAUUGUCCUCUUCAGUGUUAUCCGGCUCUUCGUUUGGGACACCACCUUCAUCUCCGUAUAUGAGGUCCUUCCAGCCCUAGAUGUUCUCAACAAACGCAGGCUAGGAUGUCCCCUGAAUGAUCUCAAUGUGCUCCUGCUCUUCCUGCGGGCGAAUGUCGCACACCUCAAGUCAUAUGGGAAGGUUCGAGCUUUGUGCUCUCUGGCACCGCCCAUGGUUGGUAAGACGACAGCGGGACAAGGACUGAACGCACUGCUGAGCCAAGAGGAGUUGGAAGAACGGGAGGAGGCCGAAAUGGAGUUGGCCGAGGAGGUGCAGGAAGCCAAAGAGGAAGGGAAGUUUAACCUCGUGGAUAUCAUGACUAUUCUGGGAGCGGCGCAGGGAAGAAUUGUAAACUGCAAUGAACAGAGGCCAAUGGUGGAAGAGAAUAUGAGUUUUGGUACCGUAACACUGAUCUACACACUUAAACGUAUCCUACUAGUGGCUAUUUUCACCUACAUCAUUUGGGAUGUACAGAAAAUCAUUAAGUGAACUUGACAACUGUCAAGGUUCUAAAAAAAAAAAAGUUCACAUUACAUGCAAGUCUGUUAAUGGCGAUCAUUGUUCUGCACAAUUUUUAGUUUGUAUUUUGAUGCUUUAUGAGCUUUCCACAUUUCCAUACUGAAUCACCUCUAUUAGUCAGAGUGAAAACUAAUGGUGAAUGUGGGAGGGAUGGAUUUGUAGUCGUUCUAACAACCUCUCUGUCUCUUCACAGAGCCAAACCACCAGGGGUACCAUGAGUUGAAGGAGACUGCACCGUUUAGUAAAUACUAGGCCUCUUAUGGACUGAAUCAUUGUGAAAAGCUGGGGGAGAAAGGUUUUGGAUACUUGAAGGGGCAUAUUCUCCCAUGUGCUUGAGUCAGAAAAGGUGCGCAGCGGCACACUUUUUUUGGGGG